CAAGCAACAAGAGAGAGCCCCAGGCAGCUCACCACCGCGGCGCAGCGGCAAUGGCGACCCGCCGGCAGCACCGCCGCGCCUUCCCUCUGGUCCCGCUCCUGAUCACGCUCAUGGCCGCCGCAGCGUACGGCCGCCUCAUCUCCGACGGCUCCCCGUCGGCGCCGCUCGUCUCGGUGAUCCGCCUCGCCGCGCUGGCCGCGGCCGGGGCGGCGGAGGGGAAGUGCGAGCAGUCGUACGGCUUCCUCCCCUGCACCACCACCGUGCUCGGGAACCUCUUCCUUGUCCUCGUCUACGGCUUCCUCAUGUUCAAGGCGGCCACGUACCUGUCUGCGGGCAGCGAGCUGCUGCUCGAGAUCAUGGGGCCGGGGCUCGUCGGCGGCCUCCUCCUCCCCAUCCUUGGCGCCCUCCCCGACGCGCUCCUCGUCCUCGUAUCUGGCCUCUCUGGGAGUAAAGAGACAGCACAAAGUCAGGUCCUGAUCGGAAUGGGGCUGCUUGCUGGUUCUACUGUCUUCCUCCUCACCCUGCUUUGGGGAACCUGUGUUGUUGUUGGUAAAUGUGACCUUGGCCCAAACCGUGAGGCAGUUGAUUUAACGAACACCAAGGGCUUCAGCCUGACUGGCACCGGUAUCACAACUGAUGUGCAGACCAGCUAUGCAGCACGGAUCAUGGGGCUAUCUGUUAUCCCCUUCAUCAUUGCUCAGUUCCCCAAGAUGUUGAAGACCCACCAUGGGCAGCGCCUGGCUGUCUUGUUGGCUCUUAUCGCGUCAUUCUUGCUCGUGCUUUCCUACUGCCUGUAUCAGGUUUUCCAGCCAUGGAUUCAGAGGAGGAAGCUCGCUUACGCGAAGCACAAACAUGUGAUCUCCGGGAUCCUGAGGCAUGCCCAAAUGCAGGCACUCGGCCGUCUGCUCAACGAUGACGGCACACCCAAUGAUGACGUCAUCAGAAAGCUGUUCCACAAGAUUGACCUAGAUAAGAGCCGCACCCUUUCCCAGGCCGAGCUGCAUGCUCUCAUCGUCGGUAUCAACUUCGAGGAGGUUGACUUCGACAGGAUGGACGCGGUCGAAAAGGUCAUGGACGACUUCGACACGUCCCGCAACGACGCCGUGGAGGAGGAGGAGUUCGUGCAGGGGAUGAAGAAAUGGCUCAACGAGGCCAAGCGCAGCGUGCCGGCGAGCGGCGCCUUCUCGAACAAGUUCAUCAACGAGUUCCACGAGAGGACGAGGCAGGAGCACGACCAGCUGAUCGACAGGUCCGACGAAGCGGUGGAGAGCGUGGAGAACCCCGGGUGGUGCAUCGCAAAGGCCGUGGGGUUCCUCCUCCUGGGCGCCGCCAUCGCCGCCGCGUUCGCGGACCCGCUCGUCGACACCGUCCACAACUUCUCCAACGCCACGCACAUCCCGUCCUUCUUCAUCUCGUUCAUCGCCCUCCCGCUGGCCACCAACUCCAGCGAGGCCGUCUCCGCCAUCAUCUUCGCCAGCAGGAAGAAGCAGAGGACCUGCUCCCUCACCUUCUCGGAGGUGUACGGCGGCGUGACGAUGAACAACACGCUGUGCCUGGGCGUGUUCCUGGCGCUCAUCUACUUCCGGAACCUGACAUGGGACUUCUCGUCGGAGGUGCUCAUCAUCCUGGUUGUGUGCGUCAUCAUGGCCCUCUUCACCAGCUUCGGGACCACGUUCCCGCUCUGGACCUGCCUCGUCGCCUACAUGCUCUAUCCCCUCUCGCUGGUCAUCGUCUACAUCCUCGACUACGUCUUCGGCUGGUCAUAGGCUCAUUGGUUCUCCUCAUGUGGACGCCUGUUUUUUGGCGGACACCAGUCGGUUUGAUCCUGUAAUUUUGACUGCUGUGAGCUAUGUGCAGACUCGUUUUCUCGUGUUAAUGUAAUCACGCUCUACUUUCUAUCUUUCCCUGUGUAUCCAAACCACGUACUUCACAUUCUAACAACCGCUGCAUUCUUGAGCUCCA
This is a messenger RNA of Panicum hallii, 1962 nucleotides long. RefSeq names its product sodium/calcium exchanger NCL1. Gene Ontology annotation, biological process: calcium ion transmembrane transport; intracellular calcium ion homeostasis. Gene Ontology annotation, molecular function: calcium ion binding; calcium:proton antiporter activity. Lineage: Eukaryota; Viridiplantae; Streptophyta; Magnoliopsida; Poales; Poaceae. The record is from RefSeq and is a predicted model, not a curated record. The transcript has 7 exons. Bases 51 to 1766 code for a protein of 571 amino acids. Gene Ontology annotation, cellular component: membrane.